This is a messenger RNA of Mytilus trossulus (common blue mussel), 1774 nucleotides long. RefSeq lists its product as uncharacterized. NCBI's taxonomy places the organism in Eukaryota, Metazoa, Mollusca, Bivalvia, Mytilida, Mytilidae. Bases 111 to 1676 code for a protein of 521 amino acids. The transcript is spliced from 10 exons. The record is from RefSeq and is a predicted model, not a curated record.
AUAUUCAGACGAGUAAAGACAUUUUACUUUAUAUUCUCGAUGAAGUUGAAAAGAUUACAAACAUACAAAAGAUUUCAUCAUUGGAGUGCGAGACCAACAUUAACCAAACAAUGCUAUCAUGCACACGAUGUGAAGAAAAUCGUUGUCAAUCCACAUCGCCACAAAUACACGAACAGAUGAUUAAAGGAUUGUUAUACGAAGUAAACAAACCUAUUACAAAAGCUGCUAAGUUCGGACAGAAUGUUGGGCAGUUGGUCAACAAUCUAGAUAGCAAACUUAAUUCUUGGUCUGAAGAUAUCACUUGGAAAUUUAAUGGAUGGUUAAAUCAAGCUGAGAAACAUGCGAAUAAUGUUAAAAAUGGUAUUGUCGACACUGGUAAAAAAAUUGGAACAGGUGCUGAGAAUGCUGGUAAAAAAGUAUGGGGUGGAAUUAAAAGUAUCUUUGGUAAACGGUCAACCAGACAUAUGAUUAAACGAUGUGAACAAGGUUGUCCGCAAUGUGAUCGACUCGAUACCAAGAGGAAUAAACCGGAUAAAGUUAUACUAUCUAUUUGUGGAUCCAAUUUCGUUACAAAGCAGAAGAAAGCAGCAGCAAAAAUAAAAGAUUUAAAAGCUCUUUACAGUUUCAUCCUUUCGGAGAACUUGAUUGUUUUAAAGGUUGAGUAUGAAAAGAAAAGUGUUCUCUUUACAGGCGGAAAAGUAGAGUUCAAGACAUCAUUCGUAACAUUUCAAAAUGUAAUAAACGACCAAGCACGAGCAGAUAUUGUAGAUUAUAUCGUGAAUGAAAUUGAUGCUACUGUAGAUGAGGAUAAGAUUCUAACACUAUCAUGUGAAACCAAAGUUAACCAAACAAUAAAGUCUUGUGAUGAAUGUGCUGGAAAUAUUUGUGCAGCGGUAGAACUUAGACAAGAACGGAAGAAAAUAGAUUUAAGAAAGUUACUAAGUGUGAUCCACAAACCUGUGAUACUUGUAGCAUCUCUAGGUAAAAAAGUAGUUAAGGAAGCUGCUAGAUUUGGAAAGAGGAUAGGAAAAGUGGUUAAUAGAAUUGGAGAUAAAGUUAAAAGUACAGUAAAAAAAGUUAGAGUGGGAAUUAAAAAAAUCGGAUCAAAAAUAGGAAGUCAUGUCAAAAGAUUAGGAAAGGGAGUCGCUAAAUUCGGCAGAAAUAUUGGACGAGGUGUUGCCAAAAUAACCAAGAAGGUGGGACGUGGUAUCAAGAAAUUUGGACAAGGUGUCAAGAAAACUGGCAAAAAAGUUUGGAAGAAAAUUAAAAAAAUAUUUGGAAAACGAUCAACUAGGCACCUAAUUGAAAAGCGUUGUGUAAUUAGUUGUCCAGUUUGUGACAAACUUGAUAAAGACAUAUUCACGGAUGAACAAAUAGUUGGAAAAAUAUGUGGGGCAAGUUUUGUUUCAAGACAGAAACAAUUAUAUGAAAAAGUGAGAGGUUUUGAGGACACAUACAACUAUAUAGUGUCUAAUGCACCUGUAGUGACAAAGGUGGAAUAUGAAACAAGUAGUAUUAUUAUAGUCAACGGGAAAUUGGCAUUUAAAAAGUCCUUUGUAACGUACCAAACGAACAAAAUCAAGAGGAGAUUUCAGCUUUCUGGACUAUUUGAAAUCUCUAACAUAGAUGGUAUGGCCAUCAUAAUAUCAAAGGAUAUAUUAAAGAAAAUGCAAUAGAGUUGCUGUAUAGACCAUUUAGUCGAUAGAAGCUUAAAUAAAAAGGAAAAUGUGCAAUUAGUAAUGACAAAGUUGUUCAGCAAUAAUAUUGUAUUAAG